GAGGUUUCUCUUUCUGAAGAUCUCGUUCUGUCUGUCUCUCUCUCGCUCUCUCUGUAUAACUGUCUGUCUCUCUCGCACUCUCUUUGUCUGUUUGUGUCAUGAUGGAGAUUUAUCGUUAUGGAUUAUUAAUCAUUGUAUUCCUGCUGCUGAUCAACAGUUCACAUUCAGUGUAUGUCACUGACAACCCAGAUUCUCUCCAUCAGGUCCUGUCAGAGUUUAGCAGCGUCCGUCCAAUCAGGACAAACUCAGAGGGGCAUUUCCUGUCAGAUUCAGUCUCUGUCCACCACCUACGACGCAGCAGGAGACACGCCCGCCCUCCUGAAGACACAGUCACAUACACAAAUAGAAAUGUUUUUAAGGACACAUCAACAUUCCAAAAGGUCCCGCCCACAAAAGUGUCACUAUCCAAUCAGACAGGGCAUGGAUGGAGAGGGCGGGGUUACAAAACAGAGGGGGAGGAGCUUUUUUACAAUGUAACUGUUUUUGGUCAGGAGCUCCACCUGCGGCUACAUCUAAACACUCGGCUUGUUGCCCCCGCAGCCACAAUGGAGUGGUGGGAGGAGUCGGGACAGAAACGCUCUGAGCCAAUCAGAGACACCGGAUGCUUUUACACCGGAGAGGUGUCCAACAUGGAGGACACUUCUGUCGCCAUUAGCAACUGUGACGGGCUGGCCGGAAUGAUCCUGAUUGGUCAGGAGGAGUUUUUCAUCGAGCCGUUGGAUGGAAGGAGGACAGAUGGAGGAGGGGAAGAGGAGGAGGAGGGAGGAAGAAAUCAUAUCGUUUAUCGAUCCUCAGCUAUCAUCAAGACACAACCAGCUGUCAAUCAAAGUGCUGACGACUUCCUGAGAGGUCCUCUUUUAGGUUCUCUGAUCCUAAACCAGAAUGUGCCCCGGUCCAGACCCAUCUCCGCCCGACAGCGGCGCUACAUUGAAGAGGCUGAACUGUUUAACAUCGAGGUUCUGUUAGCUGUGGAUUAUUCAGUGCUUCUUCAUGGACGAGACCACAUCCAGAAGUAUCUGCUCACACUCAUGAACAUCGUGAAUGAGAUCUACCAGGAUCACUCUUUGGGCACUAACAUCAACGUGGUCCUGGUCAGGAUCGUCAUGUUGUCCCCAGCAAAGUCCCAGGAGCUGAUCUCUGUGGGGAACCCUCAGAAGAGUCUGGAGAACGUAUGUGGAUGGUCCUACCUCCAGCAGAGGGAGCAGAGUCACGCCGAGCAGCACGACCACACCAUCUACCUGACCAGGCAGGAGUUCGGUCCCUCUGGCAUGCAGGGUUAUGCUCCGGUCACAGGGAUGUGUCACCUGCAUCGGAGCUGCGUCCUCGUCAUUGAGGAUGGUUUCUCCUCAGCCUUUGUAGCGGCUCAUGAAACAGGACACGUGUUAGGGAUGGAGCAUGAUGGCGAGGCUAACGACUGUGAGGAUGACGUGGAGUUGGGAAGCAUCAUGUCUCCACGAGUUCAGGCCACCUUUCAUCGAUACCACUGGUCUCGCUGCAGCUGGAGGGAGCUGCACCAGUACCUGCAAACCUAUGACUGUCUCCGUGACGACCCGUUUAACCACGAUUGGCCCGCUCUACCUCAGCUGCCGGGCUUUCAGUACUCCAUGGACCAACAGUGUCGUUUCGACUUCGGACCGGGAUACAGUCUGUGUACUGCAUACACGACCUUGGAGCCCUGUAAGCAGCUGUGGUGCAGUGCGUACAACAACCCGUUCUACUGUAAGACCAAGAAAGGCCCGCCGCUCGAUGGGACCAAGUGUGGACCAGGGAGGCACUGCUUUAAAGGUUAUUGCAUGAGGCUGACCCCCGACAUGCUCAGACAAGAUGGCGGCUGGGGAACAUGGAGUCCAUAUGGGAGCUGUUCCAGGACCUGUGGAGGCGGGGUCAGGUUUCGGACUCGCCGCUGCGAUAACCCAGCUCCAGCCAACGGGGGGCGCACCUGCUUCGGAAACAGUUACGAGUUCCAGCUCUGCAGCCAAGAAGAGUGCCCCCCCCUCACUGACUUCAGGGAGGAUCAGUGUAAAGUCUGGAAUCCAUUUUUUGAACAUGAAGGAAUGAAGCAUCACUGGCUGCCUUAUCAACACCCUGACCCUGACGAGCGCUGCAGUCUGUUCUGUCAGUCCAAGGAGACGGCGGCCGUGGUUUCCAUGAACAGAAUGGUGCAUGAUGGGACGCCGUGUUCCUACAGCGACGCCCACAGCGUGUGCGUGCGAGGAGAGUGUGAGCAUGUGGGCUGUGAUGGACAGAUUGCGUCAGACCAGCAGGUGGACCGAUGUGGAGUCUGUGGAGGAGAUAACUCCAGCUGUAAGAUCAUCAAAGGAAACUUCACCCGCAGCACCAAGAAAGCAGGUUACCUGAAGAUCCUGGAGAUCCCUAAAGGAGCACGUCACCUGCUGAUCCAAGAGUUCAGAGAGACUCCUCACAUCCUGGCUAUGAAGAACCAGGAGACGGGUCACCUCUUCCUGAACGAUGAGGACGAGCUCCCUGACUCUCGAGUGUUGAUUGAGAAAGGUGUAGUUUGGGAGUACAUCAACAACGAGGAGCAGGAGUCCAUCCAGACCACAGGACCACUGAAAUAUGGAGUCCUGCUCAUGGUACGUUCCCAUGACGACUCCAAGGUGACAGUGUCCUAUACGUACAUCAUCCAGGACCGUCUGUGGUCCUCGCUGGAGUCUAACCUGCUGCAGGAAGACGCUAUCUUCUACGAGUGGGCCCUGAAGAAGUGGUCCCACUGCUCCAAACCCUGUGGGGGAGGGAAACAGUAUACACGGUUUGGCUGCAGGAGGAAGGCUGAUGGAAAAAUGGUUCACAGGAUGUUUUGCUCCAACAUCAACAAACCGAGAGCAAUCAGCCGCAACUGCAACAGCAACACCUGCAGCUCGCCACGCUGGGUGACCGGAGAAUGGGAGGACUGCAGCGCCUCCUGUGGUCAGACAGGGUGGCGACGGCGCUGGGUGAGCUGCCAGCAGGUGACCAGCACAGGACAGGAGGAGAAGGAGAAGAAGCAGCAGCAGCGGUCGGUGCACAGCAAACUGUGUGGCGAGGACCGACCAGAAGGCAAACAAACCUGCAACCGUUUCCCCUGCCCCGCUGCAUGGCGAGCUGGGCCCUGGACCCCGUGUUCUGUAUCAUGUGGAAACGGGACUCAGGAGCGUCAGGUUGCAUGUUCGAGUCCUGAGGGUUUAGUCCAAAACUGCAGCGAGCCUCGACCAAUCACAAACCGUUCCUGCCUGGCCCCACCCUGCAGUGGCGACCAGAGGAACUCAAUAAUUCAGUGGUUGUCCAGAUCCAACCCAGACUUCCCAGCUCUAAAGUCCCCUUCCAGGCAGCGUUGCCGUGGUGACCGCUCAGUGUUCUGUCGGAUGGAGGUUUUAAGUCGGUACUGCUCCAUCCCUGGAUACAGGCAGAUGUGCUGCAAGUCCUGCAAUGAGAUAAACUCCAGCAACCCUAGUAACUCCAGCAACCCAGAUAACUUCAGCAACGUUAGCACAACAAACCCACCAACCACCAACAUCAGUUCCUGGAGUUUAAUCACAGAGAUGAUGACUGCGUCAACAUCCUCUUGGUCCAACAGCAGCUACAUCAUCAGUGACAUCAUCGGUGACUUCAACAGCACUCCACCUGUUGAUGUCAGUGUAACUCAACCUCCAACCAGCAGGAUCAGCACUGACUUCAUCUAUGUGGACUACAAUGAUUAUGAUGAUUUUUCUGCCUACGAGGAUCCUUAUAUUCCCUCCGACCCAACUGAAAUAAUUUCAGUUAUUACUACAACCACUGCUUCCACUACUACCACUACUACUGCAUCUACUACAAGGCGCCCAAGAAGAACUGCCCCACCACAUUUGUUCAAGAGGAAAACUACCACUCCAAUAUUGCCACAUGCUACAGCUACUGCUGAGAGUACAACGUUGGUGCCUGUCAGGACGACAGAGUUCCCCAUCACAACCACUGAUGACAUCAUCACUACAACAUCAGUACCCAACAAAACAUCAGGGGGGCAAAGCCUUCAAACUAAAGAUUAUCAAACAAAAACGAAUCCAACGCCAAUAUCCUCUUUCAUACCGCUCUCCAAGAAGGAGAACAACUCGGUGGACGAGGUUCCAUACCGGAUUGUGGGAUUGGACGGUGACAUCUCCAGAGGACAGCAGAACCACUUUGUACCACGGAUGCCUCCAUUCCGGGAGCGAACACAAAACAAACGCAUCCAGCAGCUCCUGAAUGAGAGAAGACGAAAGGACCUUUUGAGGAGGUCCGACGGGAGCCGAGAGGGCAGGACUGACAGGAAACAGGGAAGAUUGUAAAAACUGGUUUGAAUUUUAUCGUUCACUCACAAUGCCGCAUGUCCAGCUUGCUCACUUCCUGCUAACGCUAAUAAACUCUUCAUGAGAAACAGAAACAGACUGUAGAGCUGAAAAAAACUGAAAAACUGAUGAUGAUUUCUUUACUUCUUCCAGAAACCUUUGAAGCUGUUCAGACCAACAGUGAAGCAAGUCUUUAGCCCUUUUCAGAACGCCGUUUCAAGACACAAUAUUUACAUCCCUGUUUCGCAUUCAAUCUAAAUGUCACAGAGGCGUAAUGGGGGGACCAAGUGAUCCCCCCCUUCUGUACACCAAUGUUACGCCACCGUGGAAUCAAUAUGAAUGUACGUACAAAGACGCGUUGGCAGCUGAGCUUAGUUAGGAUGCUUUUGCUGAAAGGCAGUCUGAUUCAAGUAUCUUUAGUUUGAAUGUGGGAUUGUGUGUUUUUGCCGUUGGUUAAACACAACCUUGUAAUAUUGGCCCUUCCAGUUUAACGACCUGUAAACUAGGAUCAGUACCAGGUCCCAGUUUGAUGACCUGUUAGCUAAGAGCAGAACCAGGUCCCAGCUUGAAGACCUGUUAGCUAGGAUCAGUACGAGGUCCCAGUUUGAUGACCUGUUAGCUAAGAGUAGAACCAGGUUCCUGUUUGAUGACCUAUUAGCUAAGAGCAGAACCAGGUCCCAGCUUGAAGACCUGUUAGCUAGGAUCAGUACCAGGUCCCAGUUUGAUGACCUGUUAGCUAAGAGCAGAACCAGGUCCCAGCUUGAAGACCUGUUAGCUAGGAUCAGUACCAGGUCCCAGUUUGAUGACCUGUUAGCUAAGAGCAGUACCAGGUCCCAGUUUGAUGACCUGUUUGCUAAGAGCAGUACCAGGUCCCAGUUUGAAGACCUGUUAGCUAAGAGCAGAACCAGGUCCCAGCUUGAUGACCUGUUAGCUAAGAGCAGAACCAGGUCCCAGCUUGAAGACCUGUUAGCUAGGAUCAGUACCAGGUCCCAGUUUGAUGACCUGUUAGCUAGGAUCAGUACCAGGUCCCAGUUUGAUGACCUGUUAACUAGUAUCAGUACCAGGUCCCAGUUUGAUGACCUGUUAACUAGUAUCAGUACCAGGAGUUCUGUGAUGACAUUCUGUUCUGGCUAGCUUCUCACCACAUGGCUCCACAGAGUGAGAGUUUCACUAACAUGUCUCACUAAAGUCUGAAAUCUCUCCGACUGCAGCAACAUUAACCCAAAAUAAAAUAUUUGACUGAUUUAAAGACAAUAAAAAAAGGUUAAAAAGAUUCUGAAAGGGUUAGGGGAUGAUGUGGAUUUGUAAAAUGUCUGAAUUCCGUUUUUUGUCAGGACUGUCUUUGUGAUGAAAACACAACUUUAAAUUGAUAAUUUUUUGAAUGGAGUUGGGUUUGACCACUUUUGAUGCCACAUCAGGACGUCAGGUGAAUCUAAAGGCUGACUGACUGACCGUAUCAAGAUUUAAAUGUCUAUAAUGAUCAUGUCACUUCACUUGUGUUGCCUGCUGAAAGUUGAUGUUUUUUACUUUUUUUCUAAUUGAUCUGCUUUUUCACGCUGCUUGAAACAUUUUGCUUUUCUUUUGGUCUGAACACGACUUUGGAGUCCAUCAGAGCUCUUUUUCUUCAUGCUGUUUGUACUUAAUAAUCCUGUUUUUAAAUAAAGCAAAAUCUCACGCA
Labrus bergylta (ballan wrasse) is the source of this 5979-nucleotide messenger RNA. RefSeq names its product A disintegrin and metalloproteinase with thrombospondin motifs 2-like. Gene Ontology annotation, biological process: proteolysis; extracellular matrix organization. The record is from RefSeq and is a predicted model, not a curated record. Gene Ontology annotation, cellular component: extracellular matrix. Lineage: Eukaryota; Metazoa; Chordata; Actinopteri; Labriformes; Labridae. Gene Ontology annotation, molecular function: metalloendopeptidase activity.